Messenger RNA from Histoplasma capsulatum G186AR, 474 nucleotides. Its product is annotated as short-chain dehydrogenase/reductase SDR. Bases 1 to 474 code for a protein of 157 amino acids. The record is from RefSeq and is a predicted model, not a curated record. The transcript is spliced from 2 exons. Gene Ontology annotation, molecular function: oxidoreductase activity. NCBI's taxonomy places the organism in Eukaryota, Fungi, Ascomycota, Eurotiomycetes, Onygenales, Ajellomycetaceae.
AUGGCAGAAACUACAACAAUAUCUUCAGACCCACCUUCACGCUCUCUAGCCGGCAAAGACCUCCAUCGUCACCAACGCCGGCUGGUCAUAACUUGCUGUGCCUUGGUGACAGCAUCGGCAACGGACGCGACCAUCUCCACCCUUCUCGCCCACGACGGUUGCUACGUCAUAUGUCUAGACCGCAAUCUAGACUGGGCGUCCAGGGGCGUCGAGAUGAUCGAGUACGCCGUUCCGGCUACGCGGAGGAAUGAAGGGGAAGAAGUCAAGGGGGAUGUUGUGAAUAUGGGAAGUGUGGCUGGGUUGAAGGGUGGGAUGCCGCAUUUGCUCUAUCCGAUGGAUAAAGGGGCGGUGGUUAAUAUGACCAGAGCGAUGGCUGCGCAUCAUGCGGUGGACGGAAUUAAGGUUAAUUGUGUCUGUCCUGGGAUGUUGUAUACGCCCAUGAUGUAUGGGAGAGGGAUGACGGAGGAGGCUUGA